AUGGCAGAGUGGGAGCAGGAGACAGGUGGCUCCAGAUCCUGUGUACCAGAUGAGCUGUGCCAUCCCCAGUCCGAGUAUUCUCAGUGGAAGCUCAAACUGUUUAGGGUGAGAUCCAUGGAGAAAGCCCCCCUGCCUGUGGAGACACAUCCGGAUAAAGAGCAGUCAGCAGGGAGCUCUCCGUCUGUGGCUACAAAUAUAGACAAUGGUUUGAGCCGAGAAAGCGUCAUGAAGUUGUGCCUGGGAGGGAAGAGUAAAGAGAACGUGGAGGGGCCUGGCCAGAGAGUGGAUCGGAAACUGCAGGAGAUGGACGCCCACAUGAACCAUCUUAGAGCCCUGUGCCGUCUGUGUGGAACAGUUCUGAGGAAAGUCCAAGGACCAGAACAUGAAGUCCAUGGUGAUCUUGAUCAUGUGAGCAGAACUACGCUGCGUAAAAUGAGUUGCCAGUUCACCACCUGGCCAGAGGUCAUCCAAAAAGUCUUUAAAGUGGACGUAAAUGAGGACAUCGAAUCAGUACAUCCUCUGUCAUUCUGCCAUCGCUGCUGGAUGAUAAUGAUGCGAGGAGGCGGAUUUUGCAGCUUCUCCCAGAUCAGAGUCCCGGACUGGAAGCCUCACUCCUCCCACUGCAACCUCUGUUCCCCCAGGAAGCCUUCAUUCCAACGGUCUGGAAGAAAAAGGAGACCAGUGCUCCCUCGGGCACACAGCUUGCCCAAACGGACCAGGUGGGAGUACAGUGACAGCAUUGUAAUUGGUGAGAGGCGCCUUUUGAAACCAUUUGGCGAACAUAACCACAGCUCAGUGCUCAAGGACUGUAAAAAAUCCAGGGAGCAUUGGGUGCAGAAUAUCACCCACUGUCAGGGGGACCACCUGAGUGCCCAGCUGGUCUCUGCGGGCCUUCCAGUUGACUUCAUUUAUGCCUUCACCUGCACAGUAUGUGACCACCUGCUCUCUGACCCACUCCAGUCUCCCUGUGGGCAUCUCUUCUGCCGCAACUGUAUCACAAAAUACACUCACGCACUUGGAUCUCACUGCCCAGCCUGCAACUCAUCCUACACCUCAGAUGACCUCUCUCCGCCUGCCAACAACUUUUUAUCAGCUCUGCAUUCCCUGCCUCUGCUCUGCCCCCGAGGCUGUGGCGAGCAUGUAAGGCUGGACUCAUUUAAAACACAUUGUCUGGGUCAUGAUCUGGGAGAUCAGAGGGAAAAGCCGACAAAAGUGGACUACCUGCUAAUCAAUAAGGGGGGAAGACCUCGUCAACACCUGCUAUCACUAACUCGACGUGCACAGAAACAUCGGCUGAAGAAGCUGAAGCACCAAGUAAAAGUAUUUGCGGAUACAGAGGAAGGAGGUGAUGUAAAGGCUGUGUGUCUGACUCUUUUUCUGCUUGCUCUGCGUUCUGACAACGAGCACAGGCAUGCCGACGAGCUGGAAGCCUUGAUGCAAGUGCCACUGGCUUCCCCCACCUUCUUCCGCCUCCACUCUCCUCCCUCCCUCAUCUUUCUACCCAGUGUGGCUGUCUUGCUGCCUGUCUGCAGAGGCUUCAGUUUGCAUCCAGCUGUUUGCCUGGCCAUUCGGGUAAACACUUUCCUAAGCUGCAGCCAGUACCACAAAAUGUAUCGCACCGUCAAAGCCACCAGUGGACGGCAGUUUUUUCAGCCCCUGCACUCUCUGAGAGCGGCAGAGAAAGAGCUUCUGCCCGGCUUCCAUGAAUUUGAAUGGCAGCCGGCUCUCAAAAACGUGUCUCCGUGUUGCAACGUGGGCAUUAUUAAUGGGCUCUCGGGAUGGACAUCUUCUUUGGAUGAUUCCCCUGCUGACACAAUCAGUCGGCGCUUUCGUUAUGAUGUGGCUCUGGUGUCUGCACUCAAAGAUCUCGAGGAGGACAUCAUGGCGGGGUUGAGAGACAGUGAACUGGAUGACAGCGUGUGCACCUCGGGCUUCAAUGUAAUGAUCAAGGAGUCGUGCGAUGGCAUGGGUGAUGUCAGCGAAAAGCACGGUGGAGGGCCGGCAGUUCCAGAAAAAGCUGUUCGUUUCUCUUUCACUAUUAUGACAGUAACUUUGGUGAGAGAUGACACCGAGAGCGAGGUCACCAUUUUCACUGAAUCCAAACCCAACUCAGAGCUGUCCUGUAAGCCCCUCUGCCUCACGUUUGUGGAUGAAUCUGACCAUGAAACCCUCACUGCUGUCUUGGGACCUAUAAAGGCUGAACGCAAUGCAAUGAAGGAAAGCAGACUCAUUGUAUCUAUCGGCGGGCUCCUUCGCUCGUUCCGCUUUCACUUCAGAGGGACAGGCUAUGAUGAAAAGAUGGUCCGUGAGAUGGAGGGGCUCGAGGCAUCGGGGUCAACCUAUGUCUGUACACUUUGUGACACCACCCGCUCAGAUGCCUCUCAAAAUAUGGUUCUGCACUCCAUCACACGCAGCCACGAGGAAAACUUGGAGCGCUAUGAAAUCUGGAGGAAAAACCCCUACUCUGAGUCUGUCGAUGAGCUUCGAGGUCGGGUCAAAGGCGUUUCUGCAAAACCCUUCAUGGAGACUCAACCCACACUGGAUGCUUUGCACUGUGACAUUGGCAAUGCCACUGAGUUCUACAAAAUCUUCCAGGAUGAAAUUGGGGAAGUGCACACCAAAGUAAAUCCCAGUCGGGAGGAGCGUCGCAGCUGGAGAACAGCUCUGGAUAAACAGUUGAGAAAAAAGCUCAGGCUCAAACCUAUAAUGAGGAUGAACGGGAACUAUGCCCGCAGGCUGAUGACCCAGGAGGCUGUGGAGGCCGUGUGCGAGUUGGUACCCACAGAGGAGCGAAGGCAGGUCCUGAGGGAGCUCAUGAAGCUGUAUAUCCAGAUGAAGCCCGUCUGGAGAGCCACCUGCCCCGCAAAGGAGUGCCCUGACCAGCUGUGCAGAUACAGCUUCAACUCCCAGAGAUUCGCCGACCUCCUUUCCUCCGCCUUCAAAUACAGGUACAACGGGAAAAUAACCAAUUACCUGCACAAGACCCUGGCCCAUGUCCCAGAAAUUAUCGAGAGAGAUGGGUCCAUCGGGGCCUGGGCCAGUGAGGGGAAUGAGUCGGCUAACAAACUGUUCCGGAGGUUUAGGAAAAUGAACGCACGCCAGUCAAAAUUUUUUGAGCUAGAGGAUGUGUUGAAGCACCAUUGGUUGUACACAUCCAAAUAUUUGCAAAAGUUUAUGGAAGCACACAAGGACUCGACCAAAGUUUUGCAGGCUGUCAUUGACCCAGAAGACAGAAUAGAUGAAGAAGAGAAUUCUCUGGAUGUCGCAGACUCAUGA
Messenger RNA from Knipowitschia caucasica, 3276 nucleotides. NCBI's taxonomy places the organism in Eukaryota, Metazoa, Chordata, Actinopteri, Gobiiformes, Gobiidae. The record is from the annotation of a GenBank genome assembly.